AUGCCUCAUGGAUGUAGGUACGAAACCCCUCCCACGGCCAUCAAACUGUUGCUUGGAUUCUGGGCGACGAGCGACGAGUACCUUAUCAAUGGGUUCUCGGCUGCAUUGCGCGUCAGUGGUCCAACGAUGCGAGGGGAUUCCAGCCGUAUAAAGAGCUCGACAGCCAGAAUCAAGGCGACAGAAGAAUCGCCCAAGUCGACAUCUCAAACCAUAUUCGAAAGAGAUGCCUCUCCCAAUGCACGGUUCUUUCAAGGCGGCACUCUGGACCUGCAUCCGGAGUCGGGAUUGGCUGCGCUGAAGAAGGCCGGUCUAUAUGACGCAGCGCACGAGCAUCUUCGAUACGACGGCGAGGAGAUGUUCAUCACAGACAAGAACAACACGGUCCUGACCCACAUGCAGGACCUCGACAAAACAUCCGGUGACUCCGAAUAUGCACGGCCAGAGAUCGACCGCGAAGACCUCAAGGGAUUACUCCUGAAAAGCAUCAACCCGGAGUCGAUCCAUUGGGGCAAGACGCUACAGUCUGUCGGCCCCAGUGCGGGCAUCUUGACUUUCCGUGACGGACCCACAGCUGGACCAUUUGACCUGGUCGUGGGUGCAGAUGGCGCGUGGUCAAAAGUGCGAGAUGUCUUGACAGAUGUGCGGCCAUGUUAUUCUGGCAUCUGCGGCUUUGAAAGCACCAUCCCAACAUCCCACGAACAGUACCCCAAAAUCUCCAAGAUUGUCGGUCGAGGUAGCUAUCUUGUGUCCUCAGACCAUGUGAACCUGACCGUGCAACGAAUGGCCAACGAAAGCUUGAAGGUCGGGAUCUGGAUUGCCGGCAACGAGACAUAUCCAGCGGACCUGAUGGCCGCAUACGGUAGCGACGAGGCGAAACUGAAGGACAAGGUCAUCGAGAACUACAUCGGCUGGGCUUCUGAUAUCCUGCGAUGCAUCCGCGCUAGCACCAACUUCCGGCCCUGGCCCCUAUACGAACUGCCAGUAGGCAAUACGUGGGACCACAGGAACGGGUUCACCCUGAUUGGUGACGCCGCUAGUCUCAUGACUCCGUUCGCAGGCGAGGGGGUCAACAAGGCAAUGGCAGAUUCGCUGGAGUUGGCUGAGGCGCUCGAACAGGCGUCGCAUAGUGGUCAGGACAUGGAUGAAGGGGUGCGACAAUACGAAACCAACAUGUUUCCCAGAGCAAAGCGCUAUCAGACUCUCACGCAACGAAACAAGGUGGCCAUGUUCAGUGAAAAUGGAGCGGUCAAUCUCAUGGUCGGGAUGGUCGACCUCAUUGCCGAAGAGCUUGGAUUCAACAUCGACAAGGGCUGUUUGGCUUGGAUUCCCGUCAGAAGUGUGAUGUUCUGCUGGCUUUCAUUCUGGCAGAAACUCGGUAUCUGGAGGAGGAAAGCAAGAGAAUUGUUCUCCUCACAGUCAUGA
Capronia coronata CBS 617.96 is the source of this 1422-nucleotide messenger RNA. RefSeq lists its product as uncharacterized. The transcript is spliced from 2 exons. Gene Ontology annotation, molecular function: FAD binding. The coding region runs from base 1 to 1422 and encodes 473 amino acids. NCBI's taxonomy places the organism in Eukaryota, Fungi, Ascomycota, Eurotiomycetes, Chaetothyriales, Herpotrichiellaceae. The record is from RefSeq and is a predicted model, not a curated record.